CCGAAGGAUAGGUGACACCCGGCGCGGGAAGCUCCAAGCCUUCAAGCAGCGCCGUCGGCGGCGAUGGACGAUCUGGCGCCAGGUCGACCCCCGCCAGCUCUGGCUGGCCGCUCGGUGCAGAUGGUCUCGGACCUGCUCCUCGAGGAGCAGCUGUAUCUGUACGAGCGCACACGCAUGCUGAAGGCGAAGUCCCAGGGCCUCUCUCCGCAGCAGGUUGCCUCCCAGGGGCCGCCGCUGUGCGCGAUCGAGGACGCCGAUAUCGACGAGAAGGUCGGAGCGCAGGACAAGGCCGUGUACCUUGUCUUUAUGGAGGGCUCCACGCGGACGAAGGAGUCGCUUCGGAACGCUGCCGCUUUCCACGGUGUCAAGGUGAACGAGUUCCAGGCGGAGUCGUCGUCCUUCCAGAAGAACGAGACGAUCACAGACACGAUGAAGAUGCUCACCGUCUACUCCACCCAGCGGAGCGUCUUUGUGGUGCGCAGCCCUCUCGAGGGCGUCUGCUCCUGGCUGCAGAACCCGCUGCCGUUCGGCCGCCCCGACGGCAACCCCUGCUGGACGGGGGUCCGACUGGCCGUUGCUGCCUCCCUGCGCCCUGGGGCGGCUGGCCGGCCGCGGGUGCGGACCGCCAUGCCUGGCCACGCCGCCAAGUUCGGCAUCCCGACGCCGUCCUUCAUCAACGCCGGGGAUGGGCGCAACUCGCACCCACUCUCGGAGCUCGCCGACAUGUACUCGCUGCUGGAGGCGAGCAAGUGGAACCGGCAGACCGUCCACAUUGCCUUGGUAGGCGACUUGAAGAACGGCCGCACGGCCCACUCGAAGGUCGACGGUUUGCUGUGCUUCAAGAACAUCCGGGUCGAUCUCAUAGCACCUGAGCCGUUCGGUCUUCCCAUCGAGUACGUGAAGCGCAUGGAGUCAAAGAAUUUUGAGGUGCGAACGUACCGUUCGACCGAGGAGUACAUGAACAGGGAGACUCGCAGCACCCUCGCGACGCUGUGGUACUUCUUCCGGCCACAGGUUCACAAGCGUGGCACCCUCGACGACGUGGCAAGCCUUGCGCUGAGGGGUCAGAUUUCCUUCAGGCCAGAGUGGAGGCAGAAACUCUCAGAGAACACUCGUUUUUUUCAGACACUGCCUCGAGACAAGGAACACCCACUCAUCCCUCUUUCUUUCGACCAGACGCCGCUGAACGGCUGGGAUGGCGUUUCCAGUAACGCGUACUUCCUCCACGUCGUUAUGUUGUCCAUGCUCCUUGGCAAGAUUGGGCAUUCGACGGACUGCGCCAACGCGGCUGAGAAGUUAGCGUGCAGCACAGAGGACUUGGGGGAGGAAGCUUAA
Prorocentrum cordatum is the source of this 1335-nucleotide messenger RNA. The record is from the annotation of a GenBank genome assembly. Lineage: Eukaryota; Dinophyceae; Prorocentrales; Prorocentraceae.